AUGAAUCAGACAGACCAAACGAUCAUGGACGACCAUAUAAGAGUGCGUGGACUCAUGUUUCAUUGCUCUAUUCUGGGAAGUCCUUGGCCCUCUGUAAACGUUGAAUCACCGGCCAGGACGCAGCCUAUAACCGUCUCUGUUGACAUUCAGCACGACAUCCAAGCCGCUGCCCAAUCCGAUGAUGUUUCACUAUCCAUCGAUUACUCGAAGGUUAGCAAGAAUGUUGAAAAAGCGUGCGGGCUCCUUGGAGUGGAUGGUCCGGUCUCUGACACUCCGUACGAUUUAACCGAGCGCAUUCUUGAGUUUGUGCUUAGAGACCUCGAGCACCCGACCCGACAAAUCGAUGUUGAUCUUGAGCUUCCAAAGAUGGUGCUGCGCGCGAAGGGUGCUGGCGUGAAACUUUCGUGGAGACCGGGCGAAGAAAGGAAGAAGAGACAUAGCUUCUUUAUCAUCGAGCUUCCCGUUCACGCCAUUGUUGGCAUACGCUCAUACGAACGCGAGUAUAAGCAACCAGUAGUAGUCAAUAUCGAAUUUGAUGACGCGAGGCAAGGUCGCAGGAACCUCAAAUUUGACUUUGCUGAGCUUGAGUACCGGAUAUCCGAAUUCAUUGAAGCUUCAGCAUACGGAACUAUUGAAGCCUUAGGCCAAGAACUUGCCCGAAGGUGUUUCGUGUGGCUGAAAGAUCCUGCAUCAUUUAAGGUCACAGUUAGGCUCGAGAAACCAGCAGCUGUUAUUUCAGCCCAAGCACCCGAGAUCAAGAUUACGCGCACAAGUUCAGAUUUCCCGUUGUUGACGGCUGAACUUUAUGAGCAAACAACGGGUAAGAUAUUUGCUGCGCUAGCCCUGGGAGCCAACCUCGGCGACCGAUUUCAGAAUAUAGAGCUUGCCAUACGCUACUUAGAGGACUCGAGAUCCCUCCCACUUGAAGAUCUGCCUGUCGGCGAACUUGAAGUCGUCAGCACGAGUUUUCUAUAUGAAUCCCCGCCUCAGUAUCUGGAGGAGCAACCCGCCUUCAUCAACUGUGCUUGUCUGGUCGAAACGACACUGAGUCCAUGCGAUUUGCUGAGAGUCUGCAAGCAUAUCGAAAGGACAGUUGGUAGAGUUCCAAGCGAGCGGUUCGGCCCGCGAGCUAUUGACAUUGACAUUGUCACGUAUGGGGAUUAUACCUUUGACUCCCGAGCUCCCGGGGAUCGUGCAUCGCUGGACAAUUUAGAAGGCCAUCUUGUCAUUCCACACCCACGUAUGAAGGACAGAGAAUUUGUCCUUCGGCCACUAAAAGACAUCAUCCCGGAAUGGGUCCAUCCUCUUUUUCAUCGCUCCGUUCGAUCCCUUCUCGCACAGCUCAUGUCAGAAGGUGAAUCAUCCACCCUAGUCAAGGUGCUCCCAUUCCCGAUCUCCCAAGACCUCCAUCCAUCUGCGGGUUGCAAAGGACCCGCAACACUGACGUACUGGACACUCCCGGAUCUCAUCCCCAAUAUGUCCUCGCAGUUCCGAAAAAACCGUUUGCGGAAAACAUAUAUAAUGGCGACGCUCAACGUGACGCCAGAUUCUUUCUCCGACGGCGGAGAGAACAAAACUCUCGAGACCGCUCUCGCAUAUGCAAAGCGCGCCGUAGACGCUGGUGCAGAUAUAAUAGAUAUCGGCGGAUAUUCAACUCGCCCCGGUGCACUUAGCAUCCCGGCAUCAGAGGAAAUUGACCGCGUAGUACCCGUUAUCCAAGCUAUUCGUUCAUCUAACGUCGCCUCCCUUCGAGCCAUCCCGAUCAGCAUCGACACAUUCCGUGUGAAUGUGGCGAAAGCUGCACUCUCCGCGGGUGCCAACCUCAUCAACGACGUGUAUGCAUUUAACGGUGGGCCAGAAUAUCCCAGCAGUAAUACCUCAACUAUGUCGCAUUUCAUUGAGAUGCGCAAGCUUGCACAUGAUGCAAGCGUACCGGUGGUGAUGAUGCAUUCGCGUGGUGACGCUGGUCAGAACAAAGAUUACAGCGACUACAAGGCCGCUGGAUUUAAGCGGAGUGUCUUGGAAGGUGUGCGUGCAGAGCUUGGAAGGAAGAUUUUACGAGCCACUGAAGGUGCAGGGGCUCUACGGCGAUGGCAGGUCAUUGCUGAUCCUGGGAUUGGGUUUAGUAAGGAUCUGGAUGGGAAUCUAUGCCUCCUGCGGAAUGCAAGCUCGCUUAUUGCAGAUAUUUCCCUUGCCCCGAUGACUUCAUCAUUCAAUACUCAUCCAGACUCGAUUCCUAAAAGCCCUUACACCACGUCAAACUGGAAUCCUCUUGCGGGUUUCCCGUUGCUCGUCGGUGCAUCGCGCAAGUCAUUUCUCGGGACGCUACUCUUGCGGAACCAUGUGCUCGCUCAUGACGAUGCCAGGGCUGGAAAUGAUUUGAGCGAUGGGAGUGGGAGUAGAGUAAAGGGAGAAGAGAGGCCUGCAAGGGAGCGUGAUUUUGCCACAGCAGCAGCAGUGACGUGUGCUGUCGGACAGGGUACUUCUGUCGUUCGUGUUCAUGCUGUGGAGGAGAUGAUUGAUGUAGUACAGGUCGCUACAGCGCUUUACUAUGAAAGUUGA
This is a messenger RNA of Fomitiporia mediterranea MF3/22, 2562 nucleotides long. RefSeq names its product Dihydropteroate synthase. NCBI's taxonomy places the organism in Eukaryota, Fungi, Basidiomycota, Agaricomycetes, Hymenochaetales, Hymenochaetaceae. The record is from RefSeq and is a predicted model, not a curated record. Gene Ontology annotation, biological process: tetrahydrofolate biosynthetic process. The transcript is spliced from 5 exons. The coding region runs from base 1 to 2562 and encodes 853 amino acids. Gene Ontology annotation, cellular component: mitochondrial envelope. Gene Ontology annotation, molecular function: 2-amino-4-hydroxy-6-hydroxymethyldihydropteridine diphosphokinase activity; dihydroneopterin aldolase activity; dihydropteroate synthase activity.